Helianthus annuus (common sunflower) is the source of this 2017-nucleotide messenger RNA. RefSeq names its product acetate/butyrate--CoA ligase AAE7, peroxisomal. Lineage: Eukaryota; Viridiplantae; Streptophyta; Magnoliopsida; Asterales; Asteraceae. Bases 170 to 1867 code for a protein of 565 amino acids. The transcript is spliced from 4 exons. The record is from RefSeq and is a predicted model, not a curated record.
AACACAACAUCAUGGAGGAGAGAGACAUCGAUGAUCUACCCAAAAACGAAGCAAACUACACAUCACUCACACCACUUUGGUUCUUGAAACGAGCUGCUCUGGUUCAUCCUAACCGUAGAUCAGUGGUCCACGGGUCUGUUCAGUACACGUGGCAGCAGACGUACCGUCGAUGCUGCCGCUUAGCCUCCGCUCUUUCCAAUCACUCCGUUGGGUUCGGUUCAACGUAAAUUUUACAUGCACAUACUUUCUGGUUCAUCCUAACCGUAGAUCAGUGGUCCACGGGUCUGUUCAGUACACGUGGCAGCAGACGUACCGUCGAUGCUGCCGCUUAGCCUCCGCUCUUUCCAAUCACUCCGUUGGGUUCGGUUCAACGGUGGCGGUGAUUGCACCAAACACCCCAGCGAUGUACGAAGCCCAUUUCGGAAUUCCAAUGAGCGGAGCAGUCCUAAACGCAGUCAACAUCCGUCUAAACGCUUCAACUAUCGGCUUCCUUCUAGAACACUCAUCAUCCGCAGUCAUAAUGGUUGACCAAGAAUUCUUCAAACUUGCCGAAGAAGCUUUAAAGAUUCUAAAAGACAAAAUCAAAACCAACUUCAAACCUCCACUUCUAGUUGUUAUCAAAGACGAAAGCGUCGAAUGUAAUCCAAACAAUCUCCAAUACGCUCUAGCAAAAGGUGCGGUUGAGUACGAGAAGUUUCUAGAAUCCGGUGACCCUGAGUUCGUAUGGAAACCGCCGCAAGAUGAGUGGCAUAGUAUUGCGUUAGGUUAUACUUCGGGUACGACGUCUAGCCCUAAAGGGGUGGUGUUGCAUCACCGUGGUGCUUAUCUGGCGGCUACUAGUAAUGUUGUCGUGUGGGGUAUACCUGAAGGAGCUGUGUACUUAUGGACGUUGCCGAUGUUUCAUUGCAACGGUUGGUGUUUCGCGUGGACUCUUGCCGCUAUUUGUGGGACCAACAUAUGCCUUCGACAGGUAACGGCUAAAGGUGUUUACUCGGCUAUAGCCAAUCAAGGCGCCACCCAUUUUUGUGCCGCCCCCGUAGUCCUCAACACCAUAGUAAACGCCCCACCCGAAGACACCAUCCUCCCGCUCCCCCGCCUGGUCCACGUCAUGACCGCCGGAGCCGCCCCACCGCCAUCCGUCCUCUUCAAAAUGUCCCAAAACGGGUUCCGCGUGACCCACACGUACGGCCUCUCAGAAACUUACGGCCCGUCAACUAUAUGCGCAUGGAAGCCCGAGUGGGACCACCUCCCUCCCGAAACCCAAGCCAAACUAAACGCGCGCCAAGGCGUCCCCUACACCGCACUCGAACACCUAGACGUUGUAGACACCCAAACCAUGAAACCGGUCCCCGCCAACGGGACCACCGUUGGUGAAAUCGUGUUUCGUGGAAACAUGGUCAUGAAAGGCUACUUAAAGAACCCGAAAGCUAACGCUGAAGCUUUUGCGAACGGGUGGUUCCACUCGGGUGACUUAGCGGUUAAACACCCAGACGGUUAUAUCGAAAUUAAAGACCGGUCAAAGGAUAUUAUAAUAUCGGGUGGUGAAAAUAUCAGCAGUGUAGAAGUCGAAAAUACGAUGUAUCAACAUCCGUUAAUAUCUGAAGUGUCGGUGGUCGCAAGGCCUGAUAGUCGAUGGGGUGAAUCGCCGUGUGCUUUUGUGACGUUAAAGAACCCGGUAGAGAAACGAGAUGAGGGUAAUGUCGCUGAGGAUAUAAUGAAGUUCUGUCGCGAGAAGAUGCCGGCUUAUUGGGUCCCGAAAUCGGUUGUGUUCGGGCCGUUGCCGAAAACGGCUACUGGAAAGGUUCAGAAACACUUGCUAAGGGCUAAAGCAAAGGAAAUGGGUCCUGUUAAGAUUAGUAAGUUAUAAACUUGAUUUAGGGAGAUGAAUAAAAAGGGUUAUGUUGGAUGUUACAUUGAAGGGAUUUUUAAUGAACUUGUAUGAAAUUGUUGUAUUGUUUUUGUUUUAUGGGUUUGUGAUAUAUAUUAAUAUGAUGCUGUAUUGUAUCAUGUUUGUGAA